UAAGACGCUGGCAUAAAGGAAUUAAAUGUUCAGGCCUAAUUAAGCGCGAAAUGAGCUACGUAAAAUGGCUGCUUGCAAAAUUACCGUAUGAAGAAAAUGCAAUUUACAAGUUAUUUAGUACUGUGUAGUCGAGGAGGAGGUUUUAUUUAUCUUUUAUUUUCAAACCUCGCGCCAGUCAAGGCCGACUGAGAAACCCGGAAGCAGCAGUCUCCAUGGAAAUCCCGAGGAACAAACUUUUAUUCAGCUGACGUGAGCUUUUCACAAACAUGACUGGAGAUAGCGACUACAGCAAGUACGAUUUGGCACGCCUGCAGGAAGAACUUGAACAAGAGAGGGAAAUGAAAGAAAUGCUUGAAGGGUCAGUGUCUGAUCUACGGAGCACCAUGUGUGAACUGCAAGACAGACUGCAGAGUGUUGAUGGGGAAGGAAAUGAGUGGAAGACGAGGUAUGAGACACAGAUAGAGCUAAAUGGACAGUUGGAAAGACAGAUGUCACUCAUUCUCGAGAGACUGGAGGACCUUCGAGGACACCCUAUGGAUCGAUUGGCCUCCAUCCGAUCUUAUGACGACAUGCCAGUAGAAACCCUGAGACAGCGCCUGAAGCUCCUGACUGAGGAGAAGUCUGACGUCCAGAGUCAGCUGAUGGACUGUCAUCUCAGAAUUGAACAAGAAGGAAAGGCUUUUCAUAAAACCAAUGACGAGAGGCGGGCGUACAUUUCAGAAAUUGCUAAGCUGUCCUCCACCCUUGAAGCCCAAAGAAGACAGUACUCCACCCAGCCACAGAGGGCACCAGAGGGCAAACAGAGGAGGUCAGUGAGGCACAAUGCUAACAGAGAGAAGCAGACCAGCAGGAAGGCAGAGGCUGAUAAUAAAGGAAAAGACAGAGAUGAAGAUGGAGGAGUAUGCGUGAAAGGAGGAGGAGGUGGUGGAGCAACAUCAGGGAAGAGAGAAGAGAAGAAAUCCCAAAGGGGAAGCAGGUUACCCACCUUAAAGUACUGAAACACAACCCCUAACCCAAAGCUGGUGUUAUAGCCCUUUUUUUGCUCUCUAAUGGGUAUGCUGGAAUGAUUGCAGUAGAAAAAUUGCCAUAUACUUAGCUAGUUUCAGUGCAAGAAUGUAUUAGUGUAUGUCCUUCAGCUUCCUGUGGCUUUGUUCACAUUACUCAAAAGCUGAUUUCGAGGAAACAAUGCAGUUCCUGUGAAGGUUUUUUUCCCAUGUGCCACAGUCAGUAUUGUAAUUCAGUGUUUAUUUUAUAAUCGGAGGCAAAUACAGUUUUAAUCUGAUCUCAUGGUAUAAAAUGUUACAUUUAUAAUGAAGUCUGGCGUUAUUAUUUUCUUAAAUGUUUCUUUGUUUUAACAAGAAGAGUAGCCACUGGAGAAAUGUUCAAGAGGGGGGAAUAUUAGGGGCUUUGAAUGUUGUGAGGCCAUUUCAUAAUGUGCCAGAAGCUUGCUGAGUCUGACAUUUCUGUUGUCACUGCAAUUUCAAAUAAAAGCACCUCCUACGACUUGCAUUACGUAA
This is a messenger RNA of Micropterus dolomieu (smallmouth bass), 1517 nucleotides long. RefSeq names its product coiled-coil domain containing 169 (gene ccdc169). The transcript is spliced from 8 exons. Bases 267 to 998 code for a protein of 243 amino acids. The record is from RefSeq and is a predicted model, not a curated record. NCBI's taxonomy places the organism in Eukaryota, Metazoa, Chordata, Actinopteri, Centrarchiformes, Centrarchidae.